GUGACCACUUAACAACAAACAAUGAAUAAUGCUUAAUUUUUACGUAACAGCAUUGACUUUGUACAUAUAGAAAAUAUCAUCAUAACCACGACUUUGUACAUAUGUUAUGUGAGAGAAACAAAAAAAGCUUAGAGAGAGAGAGAGGCAGAGAGAGAUGAGGGGAUGGCUGAACUUGAAUGGUACAAGCAAAUUACUACCAUUUGUGGGAAUGAUUAUAUCUGUUUUAGCUCAAAGUGGAAGCAUGGUGGUAAUUAAAUUUGCAAUGAAAGAUGGAAUGAAUAAAUAUGUAAUGGUUGUUUAUUCCAUGGGACUUUCAAGCAUCUUGCUUCUUCCCUUAGCUUUGUUUAUCAACAGGUCACAACGUCCUCCCUUAACUUUCUCUGCACUUUGGAGCUUCUUUUUGCUUGCUCUCAUAGGCUCUUCAGCACAGAUAAUGACUUAUGGUGGCAUAGAACUGAGUUCACCUACUCUUGCAUCUGCAAUGCUUAACCUCAUUCCAGCUUUCACUUUUGUACUUGCACUGAUUUUCAGGAUGGAAAGAAUAUAUUGGAGGCACUUUAGCAGUCAAGCCAAAGCAAUAGGAACUAUAGUAUCAAUGGCUGGAGCAUUUGUUGUCAUAUUAUACAAGGGUCCACCAAUCUUGAAGAUACAUUCAUCAAUUUCUUACAACACACUUCAAUUUUCACCAAAUCUGAAUUGGAUUUUGGGAGGGUUUUUAUGUGCUGGAGAUUCUUUACUUUCCUCAAUGUGGUACAUAUAUCAGGUUUCAGUAACAAAGAAAUACCCUGCUGUAAUAGUCAUAGUGUUCUUCCAAGUAGUUUUUAUCACAAUUCAAACGGGAGUAUAUGCCUUAAUUGUGGUUAGAGACCCAAGUGCAUGGGAACUAAAGCUUGAUAUGGGGUUGAUUGUCAUUUUAUACCAGGCAGUAGCUGCAAUAGGGAUUCGAUACUUCCUACAAACAUGGUCCGUGCAAAGAGCUGGUCCUCUGUUUUGUGCUAUGUUUAAGCCGAUCGGAAUCAUCUUCACCGUUUUCUUGGGUUCAAUUUUUCUCGGAGAUGACUUUUAUCUUGGAAGUUUGAUUGGCGCGGUUAUAAUCGUGGUAGGGUUUUAUGCCGUGCAAUGGGGCAAAGCUUCAGAAGAAAAAGUUGAGAAAGGGAUUGAAAACUUGGAGACACAGUCCAAUGUUGUUCCAUUGUUACAAAACAAAGUAUAAUGUUAAUAACACACUUUCUAACUCAAACUUUUAAUUACAUUUUUUCGUAUUAUUUCUAUUUUUUAAUCCCUAA
Medicago truncatula (barrel medic) is the source of this 1286-nucleotide messenger RNA. Its product is annotated as WAT1-related protein At3g28100. The coding region runs from base 155 to 1213 and encodes 352 amino acids. Gene Ontology annotation, cellular component: membrane. Gene Ontology annotation, molecular function: transmembrane transporter activity. The transcript has 8 exons. Lineage: Eukaryota; Viridiplantae; Streptophyta; Magnoliopsida; Fabales; Fabaceae. The record is from RefSeq and is a predicted model, not a curated record.